Messenger RNA from Schistosoma haematobium, 1020 nucleotides. RefSeq names its product Craniofacial development protein 2. The record is from RefSeq and is a predicted model, not a curated record. The transcript is spliced from 6 exons. Bases 1 to 1020 code for a protein of 339 amino acids. NCBI's taxonomy places the organism in Eukaryota, Metazoa, Platyhelminthes, Trematoda, Strigeidida, Schistosomatidae.
AUGUAUUCCGGUCACGAAGAGGAAAAUGCUCCACACACUCAGGGAGUUGCUCUAAUGCUGUUCAAAGUAGCACGGAAUUCACUUAGGCUGCAGUCAAUCAUAGAGAAGUGUCCAAGAAGGGACCUCACAAUUCUGAUGCGAGAUCUAAGCGCCAAAAGAAACCAAAAUGGAGGAAGAUUUGCAAAUUUGUGUGCAUUCAACAAAUUGGUCAUAGGAGGCACAAUAUUUCCACACAAGCGUAUACACAAAGCUACAUGGAUCUCACCAGAUCACACCAUAGAGAACCAGAUAGAUCAUAUUUGCAUCAACAAAAAAUUCCAAAAGACAAUGGAAGAUGUGAGAAGCAGGAGAGGAGCUGACAUAGCUUCAGAUCACCACCUAGUUCUAAAGAAAAACUGGACAACUGGACAAACAGCAUUACAAAGGUUCAAUACAGCCUUCCUUCGAGAUACUGACAAACUCAGUGAAUUCAAGAUAGCUCUCAACAACAGGUUCCAAGCCUUUCAAGAUCUACUGAAGGAAGAAGAAACUGCUAUGGAGGACAACUGGAAAGGCAUCAAAGAAACAUUGACUUCAACGUGCCAAGAGGUUCUGGGCCUAAAGAAAUACCAUCAUAAGGAAUGGAUCUCUACAGAAACACUGGACAAGAUCAAAGAAAGGAAGAACCAGAAGACAGCAAUUAACAUCGGCCGAACACGAGCAGAGAAAGUCAAAGCACAAGUUGAGUGCAUAGAAGCAAACAAGCAAGUGAAGAAGAGCAUUAGGGCCGACAAGCAGAAAUACGUGGAAGAACUAGCAACGACAGUAGAGAAAGCUGAAAGAGAAAGAAAUAUUGAAAAACUAUGUGACACAACGAAGAAACUAGCAGGGAAAUAUAGUAAACCAGAGAGACGGGAACUCUUGAAUGGACCUGCUCCAUUGAAUCCAUCGGAUAUCGAAGCAGCACACACAGAUCUACCUAUAGAUGUCAAUCCACCAACAACGGAAGAAAUUAGGAUAUCUAUUAUUCAAGCUGAUUAG